AUGAUCCAAGAUUCAGAAUUCGAUGGCUACGUGUCAAAGCUACAGCAGCUAGAAGCGCAGCUGCUUUCAGACCCCUACUCGGCAGCGGCGGUGGAGGUCCUUUCCCAAUACGCUGAAAUGGUCCGGGUUUUGAUAGUCUGCGCGACGCAGCGGCAUCGCGGCUUGCGCAUAAGCUGGAAGAGGUUUAACGACUUAAAAAUAGAGGGCGGUGCUGGCAAAGAUGACGAGGAGGCGGCAGAGCAUGUGGCACAGAUCGUGCAGGCAGUAGACUUCGUUGUCGCGCUGGAGAAGCGGUAUAAAGCGGCCCAGGUUGAGGCAAAUGACGAGUUCGGCGCGCGCCUCAAAGAGCUGCGGGCAGAGCGUUAUGCGAAAUACAGGGAGCAGGUCGCCGAACAGCAGGGAAGGGCAGAACAGCAGUCGCAAGAGGAGGGCGCCGGCCAACCGGUGUCCAAGAAACAGCAGCUGCUGACAACAAACAAGAAGAUCACAUCGACGCUGAUGCGCACCAGCCAUCUGCUGCAAAGCUCGGUGAUGCAGAGCGAGCUGAACCUCGGUGAGCUGCAGGAGCAGACCAGGUCCAUGCACAAGCUGAACGACCGAUUCGACAGUCUGUCGGGCGUGCUGCACACAUCUUCGAAGAUUGUUAAGAUAAUUAACGAUUCCUCGGGGCGCGAGAGGCGCCAGAUCUACACGGGGCUCUCAUUUCUGGGGCUGUGCAUCGCCUGGGUGCUAUGGCGGCGCAUUUUCAAGCUGCCGGUGAAACUGGCCCUGUGGAUGUGGUUCCGCUUCUCGCGUGCGCUUCUUGCGUCACUAGGUGCGCUGCCGAAGACCAAGGUCCCGGCCCCUAUGGUCCUCAACACCGUGGCGCCUGCAAUUGCCUCAACCGCGACAAACGCGUUGUCUGCGGUGUCUGCGGUGUCUGCGGAGUCCGCACAAACGGCCGCAACGGAGCAGGCCACGGCCUCCAUGGAGUCUCUAGUUCAGGACGCGGUGGACGGCGCAUUUGCGAGAAUCCGCGACGAGCUGUGA
Lachancea thermotolerans CBS 6340 is the source of this 1029-nucleotide messenger RNA. RefSeq names its product Sec20p (gene SEC20). The transcript has a single exon. The record is from RefSeq and is a predicted model, not a curated record. Gene Ontology annotation, molecular function: SNAP receptor activity. Lineage: Eukaryota; Fungi; Ascomycota; Saccharomycetes; Saccharomycetales; Saccharomycetaceae. Bases 1 to 1029 code for a protein of 342 amino acids. Gene Ontology annotation, biological process: retrograde vesicle-mediated transport, Golgi to endoplasmic reticulum. Gene Ontology annotation, cellular component: endoplasmic reticulum; SNARE complex.